This is a messenger RNA of Rubroshorea leprosula, 644 nucleotides long. Lineage: Eukaryota; Viridiplantae; Streptophyta; Magnoliopsida; Malvales; Dipterocarpaceae. The record is from the annotation of a GenBank genome assembly.
AUUAUUGCUUCGCGCAAUUCAUCUGUAUAUGAAUCUGAUUAGCGUGUUUCUGCUCUUCUUCUUCUCCCCUACAGUCGAACAAGAGCCCCAAGCCCGACAGCACCCACCCCUUGAGAAACGAAAAUUUCAGAUCUGCUGUGUUUCUUCCCCUCCGUCCGCUGCUCUUGGCUGGGUUUGGGUGUGAAUUUUUCAGGUUUCUGAUCUCCUGAUUUCUCCUUCCAUUCCCGUCGGCCUCCCCCAAACCCGCCAGCUCCGGUUUGCUUGCUGAAUUUUCUGAGAGUGAGACCCGAGGCACGGUUAACUAGGGGGAGUGACGAGCCAAUAUUUUGGACUUAGAUGCUUUUUGGACUUAGACCGUUAGCCACACAUGCUUGACAUAAAUGUGAAAUGAUAAGUCAUUUUGUAUACUGAGUUUCCCUUGGUUAUAGUCAUGACUGUUUUAUAAACUUUUGUACAUUUUGAUUAGUAAAUUUUUGGUAAUUGAAAGCUAGAUAUUAAUCGAGUUUUUUAUUUAAGUUAUGUAAAUUGAUAAUUAUGAACACAGUAGAUUCUGAGUCUUGUGCAUUUGUGGGAUCCGUUCACGAGUACACGGCGUCUGUUUCGCUCCUGAUUUUGGGGCGUGACAAUAUAUUUGAUCAUCCUUA